Messenger RNA from Chiloscyllium plagiosum (whitespotted bambooshark), 2814 nucleotides. The record is from RefSeq and is a predicted model, not a curated record. Lineage: Eukaryota; Metazoa; Chordata; Chondrichthyes; Orectolobiformes; Hemiscylliidae.
CAAGAGAAAAUUUGUAUCUUCUGGAUAUCUUUCCAGAUUGUGGGGUUAUCUCUGCUAACAUUGCUCUGAUUCAUCUCUGUGCUCCCUGAUUACCUCUGUCAAUAUCUAACUUCAUCACUUUCAAAUGAUGGGUAUAUUUUAGCUCUGUUUAGUAUUUUAGUGUUACUUUCACAGACCUUUUGUAAAUUACUUUUCCACUGCUGCCCACCCCUGACUAUGUGCUGCCCUCUUACCAAAUUUUCCACAAUAUCUUUUGCAAUCAGGAGUUAUUUUUCUAGUGAGAGAGUCCAUUUCCCUUCCAUCUCUGACCAUCAAAUUCUACAACAUUUUCAUUCCAUGUGAUUCAUUUUGCACUUCCUACAACAGUUAGUUGUUGUACCUACAGCUCAGCGAGGAAAUCUAUACCCUCAACCUCAACCUGAGCUACAAACCUUGCAACAGCAGUUAGUCUGUUUCUUCCUCCACAGAUACUAGUGAUCACUGCUAAAGCCCUGUUGCCUGUGGAAAAGAUGAUUUUUAACCUUCUUGUAUUGUUGCUGUUCAUGUGGUGAAGGUGCUCCCACAGUGUGGUUUGGUGUCAAUGAUUUGCUGAUUUGUUCAGUCCCGUGAAGACCCAAGGCAGAAACUCGUAGAAACCCACAUAAUAUUCCCCAGAAGUGACUGCUGGCAUCCACAAAAGAAUUCCACAGUUUUACUUCUAUACCAUUCUUAGCCCUUCAAAGGGAUCGAAAGGCAUUGGGAGAAAACAGGAACAGGGUUGAGGUGUAGAUCUAUAAAAUGGUCCCCUCCCCAGCUCUCCCAUCAUUCCCUCUCUCUGUAGUUUUUUGCAAACAGUGACAGGUUCCCUCUCCAAAGGAUAUUUAGAAAGGAGUUUGGUUUUAAUGAUAAUACAGCAGUUUCUGCAAGUGCCAGCUCCACAAAUGACCAAAGAAUUUCUCUCAGUUUCACAACCUGAGUGUGUUCUUCUGCUUUCUCACUCACUGCUUUUGUUUUAUGUUUGCAGUUAGAGAAUUUGAACCAUUUUGCAUACAAAUCUGACAGUCAUUCUGUUUAUCACAACCUAAUUAUCUCAGGACUUUGAAACAUUGAAGGAAAGAGCACGGUUCAUACUGGGUAGAAACACAUAUUCUCUGUUGGUGCAAGAGUUUGUGAAGAUUCAUCUGAAAUGUCUAAACACCAGCACAGUCACACUGGGGAGAGACUAUGGAAAUGUGCAGAUUGCGGGAAGGGCUUCCUUUACCCAUCCCAGCUGGAAACUCAUCAACGGAGUCACACUGGAGAGAAACCAUUCAUCUGCUCUGAUUGUGGGAAGGGAUUCACUUCACCAUCCAGGCUACUGAUACACCAGCGAGUUCACACUGGAGAGAAACCAUUCACCUGCUCCGAUUGUGGGAAAGCAUUCACUCAGUCAACAAAUCUACGAACACAUCAGCGAGUGCACACUAGAGAGCGACCAUUCAUCUGCUCUGAUUGUGGAAUGGGAUUCACUCAGUCAUCCAAUUUACUUAAACACCGGCGCGUUCACACUGGAGAGAAACCAUUCACUUGUUCUGAAUGUGGGAAGGCAUUCACUCAGACAACUCACCUGCUGAUACACCAGCGAAUUCACACUGGAGAGAGACCAUUGACCUGUUCCGUGUGUGGGAAGGGUUUUGCUGACUCAAAUUCCUUGCUGAUACACCAGAGAGUUCACACUGGGGAGAAACCAUUUACCUGCUCCGAGUGUGGGAAGGGAUUCACUUGCUCAUCUAACUUAUUGAGACACCAGAGUGUUCACAAUGGGGAGAGACCAUUCACUUGUUCAGAGUGUGGGAAGGGUUUCAAUCGGUCAUCCUACCUGCUGGAGCACCAACGAGUUCACACUGGAGAGAGACCAUUCACCUGUUCCAAGUGUGGGAAGGGUUUCAAUCGGUCAUCCUACCUGCUGGAGCACCAGCGAGUUCACACUAGAGAUAUGGACCAUUCACUUGCUCGGAGUGUGGGAAAGGAUUCACUCAGUCAUCCAAACUGUUAACACACCAGCAAGUUCCCAAAGAAUCACAGUUGAAGCAUUUUGCUUUCACUCACACUAAUGAAUGAUCCAUGGUUUAGGGCUGUUUGUGCUAAUGUUAUUAAUUAAAGGUCCUGGUAUUGUAGAUAAAAUGUACAUAACAGUUGUGUACAGUUGUAAGGGAGAUUUUGGAAAUGAUCACUGUACAUCAGUGUCACUGUGCAUCAAAGUAUUUACACUGAGUAAGACUGUCCAUCUGCUCAGUGGAAAGGAAUUUCCUGGUUCAUCAGGAUUGGGUAACCACCAAUGAAUUUCUCAGUAUGGGUAGUUCUCAUUUAAAGUGGGUUCCGGUAGCACAAUUUGGCUAUAACAUGGCUGAAGAGUUAGGGAAUGAUAUUUUUGAGAACGCUUACCUCUGUUCACAAUAACGUGAUUCCAGCGUGUGUCAUUUCACUCACUUCGUUCUGCAUGUGCCGAUGUCAGCUGCCGUUAGAGCGUGUGGGAGGUAUAAUACUAUCCAUUGAGCAGCUACGUAUCAAAAAUUAAACUAACAAAUGUUCAUUGUUGUACCUCUGAGACAAAAAUAUUCAUUCUUGUAUAAUUCCUGUAUAAGCCCUGUACAAUUCCUGCAGGACUGCAUUACUCUUGUACAUACCACCCCGAGAAACAGUCAGAAGAUAAUUAACCACAGCCGUCCACAUCUGCAACCACAACGUUACCUGAACGUGAUGAUGAUAACUCUCUGUCCCUGCAUUAACAAUAUUGUUUCAAUGUAAUGUGUUAAAUUUACUUUUGUCAAUAAAUAUGAAUCAAACUUUCACUCA